Scutellospora calospora is the source of this 1214-nucleotide messenger RNA. NCBI's taxonomy places the organism in Eukaryota, Fungi, Glomeromycota, Glomeromycetes, Diversisporales, Gigasporaceae. The record is from the annotation of a GenBank genome assembly.
AUGGUGUUAAGCUCUCCUCUCCCACAAUCGACGAUUUCCCCUACUGACAACAACAACAACAUUAUAAUUAAUUCUGACUUCGACUUUCCUAUUUAUUCUCAAGAAACUAAUUCUUCUACUACCGAAGCUCCUAAUGAUUUUUAUCCAAAUAUUGGACAAGUUGGUCAUGUAGAUGGUUACGUCGAUUCUUACACUACUUUUGAUAAUCACAUCCAAUCAUCACCUCUAUUGGAAAAUUUAGGUUACACUCAAUUAGACCAAUCAAUUAACUUUACAACUUCGCCACACGGGAAUUCUAUAAACAACAAUCCGUCUUUGAAUCUUCAUACAAAUAACGUUUUUAAUUCCCCUCAUUCAUCCCCUUUCUCUGUUACAACUUCUGUUGAAGAUAAUAAUAUUCUUACAAAUUCACCUUAUUUACUUUUUUCACCUUAUUCACCUUGCGUUGGGGUAGUGCAACCAACUCAUUUGAUAUCAACUCCCGGUUACUCUGAUUUGGGAACUAUUAAUAUUAAUACCCCUGUUCUUACUCCAUUAAAUAUUUUUAAUACUCCUUACGAACAACCUUCGGAUUUUGAACCUGAACCUUAUUUUUCUGAUACUUCAAGAAAUACUACUCCAUAUAUCGCUCCUCAAACUCCGGACACUCCAUACACCCCAUUUAUUGAUCAACAAUUAAAUCACCUUACUUUAAAAGACCCGGAAUUAUACGAGAAAAGUUAUAAUAAUAAUUGGUUUUCUUUAUUCCCUAAUAAUCAUAAUUCUAUUCCUCAAUAUAUUAAUAUGGCUACAAUUUCUCAAAAUAACGUUUCUGAAGUUGAAAAAAAACUUGAUAUCUCUUCUGAAUCUACUGCUGCUGUUGUACCUGGUACUCCUAAUAGUACUUCCACUUCUGAAAAAUCUCCUUCAUUAAUUGUUCCUGAACAUGCUUCAGAAGAUUCUCGUCCUUCUAUCACUGAUGUUAAUGAUGUUAUUAACUCUGGAACAAAAUCUCCUAAUCAUUCUAGUGAUUCCACUCAUACUACUCCUGUAAAUACUCCUCAUUUGGUAGCUAUUAGACCUCGUAAAGAUGAUGAACCUGGUGAUCAUUCUGAACCAAUUCGUCGUAGUAAACGUCAAAAAAGGAGUGAAAAAGUUCAUGAAUGUUCCGUUUGUCGAAAACCUUUUUCUCGUAAAGAUGCUUGGAAGAGACAUAAUGCUACUUGUGGAAAGAU